Vespula pensylvanica (western yellowjacket) is the source of this 5837-nucleotide messenger RNA. RefSeq names its product protein ECT2 (gene pbl). Gene Ontology annotation, cellular component: cell cortex; nucleus. Bases 857 to 4741 code for a protein of 1294 amino acids. NCBI's taxonomy places the organism in Eukaryota, Metazoa, Arthropoda, Insecta, Hymenoptera, Vespidae. Gene Ontology annotation, molecular function: GTPase activator activity; guanyl-nucleotide exchange factor activity. Gene Ontology annotation, biological process: activation of GTPase activity; intracellular signal transduction; regulation of cytokinesis, actomyosin contractile ring assembly. The transcript is spliced from 17 exons. The record is from RefSeq and is a predicted model, not a curated record.
AUUUUCAAUCGUUCACUUAACGAAAUGAAAAAUGAAAAACUCACGUGAUCUCUCUAACACCUUCUAUAAACACGAGGUGAUACGUCGUUAGAGAGAGAAAGAGAGAGAUAGAAAAAAUAUAUAUAUAUAUAUAACGUAUUUUCAAUCGAAUAUAAUCAUCGAAUCAAAUAUCAGAUCGGAUCAACGUUUUGUUCUUUCAUAUUUAUAUCGCGUCUGUGAGAGAUACGAUCUGAUUGGUUGAAAGUGAAUUGUGCUUUUAUCAAUUGCUACGCGUGUGUGACAAUGUGAGAAAGAAAGAGAGAGAGAGAGAGAGAGCGAGAGAAGUAGAGAGAAGAAAGAUCGAACUUUAGCACAUAGAGCGAAAAGUAUAGUGAACGUUAAACGACAAACGGAAAGAUAAGGAACGUAUAAGUGAGAGUGAGAUAAAGAAAGAAAGAGUGUGCUUAAGUCUAUAUGUGUGUGAAAAAGAAAGAGAGAGAGAGAGAGAGAGAAAGAGAGAGAAAUAGAGAUAUAGAUAUAUAAAGAGAAAGAAAGAGAAAGACGGAGAUAAAUCGUCUGAGCGCUGCUGGUAAAUAGGAUCGAGUGCGCGAUUCCAUGACUUUGAGGUUGAAAUCGGUGGAAAAGCAGUGCGGACGGCACUCGUGCCGUAAUCACAAUGGAUUUUAAAUAAUUCGUGUUGCGUGCGACAGAGAAAGAGGUAGAGAAUAUAGAGAGAAGAAAGUGUCGCUUGGAGUUUUGCGCCCAAGAGUGUUUCUUUUUUUUUUUUUUUUAAAUUCUCAUCACACAGGUAAAUCUCUCUUCUCUUAUGUACAAAGAGGAACCCACGAACGAACCGAUGCGUUAACGAACGGCCAAAAUGGAAGAGCAAAGCGUUCACAGCAGUAUCAGUGAUAUAAAUAGUGAGGAGGCCGUUAGAAGUGAGACUUUAGUGAUACCACGUAAGAAGAGAAUAUGUUUAGUCGGUACUGCUGGUGAUGAUCCUGCUCUGGGCGCUGCUGCACAACAAUUUAGUGUUCCAGUAUUGAAAUCGGAAACAGGCGUGGAAUAUAUAGAAGAUACUGCAUAUUGCACUUAUUUUAUACUCAAAGAAUUUGAGGGACCUGAAUAUGAUGCUCUUCAUAAAAGUGCCCAUAGGAUAUUGGGACCAACAGCACUUUUGCAGUUGGCAGAAAAGAAGGACUCAUUACCUAGUAUUAAAAGACCAAUGUAUACACAAGCCAUGGUCGGCUCGGUUGUUGUUUUCACAGGAUUUAGAAAAAAGGAUGAGUUGACAAGACUCAUCAAUAUGAUACAUAAUAUGGGUGGUAGUAUUCGGAAAGAAAUGGGUACAAAAGUGACGCAUCUUAUUGCUAAUUGUUGUGGUGGUGAUAAGUAUAGAUAUGCUGUUAUAUUUAGAGUACCUAUUAUGUCAAUGAGUUGGGUGACUACUCUCUGGAGUACUAGAGACGAUGUUUCCAGUUAUGGAAAUAAUGAAGAAUUGAUAACAGCUCAUAAACUAAAGCCAUUUUUUGGUGCAAGAGUGUGUUUCUUUGGUUUUCCUGAAGAAGAAAAGAAGCAUAUGUGUGAAGUGUUACAACAACAAGGUGGCGAGCCAACAGAAAUUGACGACCCUAAUUGUACUCACGUAGUAACAGAAUUAGGCAGUCAGCAAAACAAGAAAUCCAACACUGAAAAUAAUGGAUUACUAUAUAAAACAAAUUCAUCUAAUGUCACUUCUUCAUAUCCAACAGAAUUUAGUCCAUUUUCCUUUAUUUUUUAUAAUCCAUAUAUUAAUGCUAUCCCUAACAUCAUGCCAAUUGACUCUGCAUAUUACAUAUUAAAUAACAAGAAUAUUAUUCAAUCUGAAAGUAAACAUUAUAACAAAUGGGUACCUUCAUCUAAUCUUUCUUCUACACAUAAAUACUUUAAUAUGAAAGAAAACUAUAUUUCAGAAAAUAUUAAUCAAGAUUCAGAUAUUUAUAUGGAUGAUAAUUUUUCUGAUACUCAAACUUUAUCUUCUCAAUCUGACACUAUCUCUUCUGAGUCUUUUUCAUCAAUGCAAACUGAUUCAGGUAUUGAUAUGUCUGUGUCUAGUAAAGAUGGACUGGAGAUAACUACAAGUUCACAUACCUUUAAAAAGAUACGUUCUUUUAGUUUGCCAGUAAUAUAUAAAGUAGCAUGCGAUCCCAAUAUGCAGGAUGUCAUUUCUAAAACAGAAUUGUCUACAAACCAAAAUGUGAUAAAAGAAAAUUUUAAAAAUUUGGAGAACAAAUCAGUAUGCUUCAGAUCUUCUACAUUAAACAAGAAUAAGACAAAGUUACUUGUAUGUGUACCUGAAGUUAUCGAAGAAGUAGAACCUUAUCAAUCAGCUCAAUUUGAUCAUUCUACAAUUUUAAAUAAAAAGGUAAAAAAAAGACGAUACAGAAACUGGACAAAGUCUAAGUCUUGCAAUACAAUUUAUAAAGGGGCAUCUUCAAAUAGAUCACAUUUUAGAAAAAUUUGUUCUUAUCCUAAUCUUUUUAGGCAACAUGAUUCUGAUCUUAGUGAUUCUCUUUUAUAUGAUUCACCUAUUCCUAAGAAAAAAAAUAAAAAAUGUUUUUAUUCGCCAAAAAAAAGUCCAACAAUAUUUUCGAAAUUUCGUGAUUUAAACUUUUCUCCAAUGUUAAAAAAAUAUGUGUUAAAUAAUUCAACUAUAGAACAGAGUCAACCUAGACAGAAGUAUACACCAUUACCUAGCUCUCCUAUUAUUCCCACAAAGAUAGCAAAACUAUCACAGUCUAAACAUAUACCAACAAGUGACUUUGAACAACAAGGAAAACUUUCAAACUGUCCUUUCAAGUCUUCUGUACUGAAAGAUGCAAAAACGAAGAAACAGGAGGACGAAUCAUUACUUGUGGUUGUGGAUGAAUCAAAUGUAAAUACACUGCCUGACUUGGCGUCUGUAAAAGCACACGUUGUAAAAGCAGAAUGGUUUUGGACAUCUGUUCAGGAUGAAGGAGCAGCUGACGAAAAAGACUAUUUAUUUGAGAAUUAUCUAGAAUCAGUACUAUCACCAACUGCAUCAGUUAGACGAGAUAGUCAGCAGACAGCUACACCAAGUACAGCAUCUACAAGACGAAAACGUAAACGUCUUGCCGAAACUCUAUCUAGUUUGGUUCAAAAUGGAACAGACUCGCCAGCUGUGCACAAAAGACGAUCUAGCGUCAGUGAUGCUGGGCAUCUAAGUGUGAGUGGUAGUUUUCUUGAUUGCACAGCGAGUCCUGAUAAACAAUUACUCGAUGAUAUUCCAGAGGUAGAAGCUGUUAAUGCAGAGAGUACUAGGAAAAAUCGAUCCCCACGUCACCAAGUUUUUCUUGAACUAGUGCAGACAGAAUCUAAUUACGUUGGUAUUUUGAGUACAAUUAUGACGCUAUUUAAGUCACCAUUGGAGGAUCUUAUAGAAAGUAGUGGUGAAUUAGUGAAUAGUACAGAAGUAAAAAUUAUUUUUGGUAAUUUUCCACCAAUUUAUGAGGUACAUAAGAAAAUGUUAGAAGAGUUACGUUAUAGCGCUACUUAUUGGACAGAAGAUGUUAGUAUAGGUAAUAUAUUUCUGAAGUUUGCACCUGACCUAGUCAAGGCAUAUCCUCCGUACGUCAAUUUCUUCGAAAAUACAAAGGAAAUGCUAGACCAAUGUGAUCAAAACAAGCCACGUUUUCAUGCUUUUUUGAAGAUCUGCCAGACUAAACCUGAAUGUGGCAGGCAAAGUUUGAAAGAGCUCUUAAUAAAGCCAGUACAGAGGUUACCCAGUAUUAGUUUAUUAUUAAAUGAUAUCCUUAAGCACACAAGUAAAAGUAAUCCGGAUUAUAGCGCGUUGGAGUUAUCAAUUAGCAGUAUUAAAGAAGUUAUGACUUAUAUCAACGAGGAUAAACGAAAAACAGAAGGCCAAUUGGCAAUGUUUGAUAUCUUUAAUGAAAUUGACAAUUGCCCACCACAUUUAGUAUCCUCGCAUAGAUCUUUUAUUGGAAAAUGCGACGUAAUGGAACUCAGUGAAGGUCUAAGUGGUCGUGGCGAUCAUUUGGUUCUAUUUCUUUUUACGGAUAUUCUAGAAAUUUGUAAAAAAAGAUCAAAAGCUUUCAACUCGUUAAAGAGUCCCAAUACUGCAAAUGGAUUACAUUCUGCAAAAUUAAGCCAAGGAAAGCCAUAUAAGCAUAUAAAAAUGUUAUCUCUUAGUACUAUUAGAAAGGUUGUGGAUAUUCGAGAAACUGAAGAAUGUCAGAAAGUAUUUGCACUUAUGGUAAGAAGUAACCAGGAGUUAAAGGAAAAAUUAUUUUCAUUUACAAUUAUUGAUGAAGAUGUAAACAAAACAAACUAUUUACGUACUUUAUGCAGACAGAUGGCUAAUACAGUUUGCAAGGCUGAUGCGGAUACGUUCCUGAUAAGUCUUGAUUCACAUCAGCUGGAAAUUGAUACUAGUGAUGUAGCGUUAGGAACAUUAAGUAAAGCAUUUAAGAGCCUAUUUCAUAAUUUUUACCUGGAGUAUAUGGACCCGUAUGUGUUCCUACUCAAUAGCAUGUGUGAAACUACGUUACAUGUCCCACUACCGUUUGCAUCUCGUACAAGGAGGAAAGUUGGUAGAGCGUUUAGUUUUAACAAGACUCCUAGUAAACUAAAGAGGGCUAUGUCUACAAUGAUGUCACCUUUUGGGUCAACAAAUAGUCUCACUCCAGCGAGUCAGCAACUUGCCCAGAUGAGACUUGCUAGUUGCAACAAUAUUAACGGAUGAAUUUUAUCAUAUAUAUCAUGAACUGGGUAAUGGUGGUUCAGACUCGCCCACUAGAGACGAUGUUCUAGUGGCACCCAUGUCGGUUCAACCGACUCGAAAGGCCAAAUGCAGCUCCCUCAGUAUGGCUUCACUUCGAAGGUUGUAAUCAAUGUACAAGGAUUCAUGCAUUCUCUUUUCUGCUACCAUUGCUCGAUGUAUUCGAUCCGCUUUUCUGUGGUCUAAUUGCUUGAAUGUUGUUUUCUUUUCUCUUUUAAUAUCUUUGCCACCGUGCUUACAGACAACAUUUGCAAAUCUAUUUUAUCGCACCUAAAUAUUACAUAUAUAUAUAUAUAUACAUACACACACACAUAUAUAUAUAUAUAUACAUAAUAGAUAUAUAAUGAAAUAAGGUAAUUGCAAAUGUGGUUUGAUAAUUGGAGGAUGUGUGACCUAGUUCUGAAAAAGUAUAUCAUUUUACACUACAUUGUGGUUUGAAAUCCCAGUCUCUACAAAAACUUAUAAUAUUUUUUAUUAUGAGUUUAGAAAAAUUAUUUAUUUUAAAAUGACGCAUAUUUUUAGAAAAUCUUUGUAGUGUAAUUUUAAGAAUUUGGCCCACACAUAGUCUGCGAUUGAUGGAAGGGACCCAAAAAUGUCAUCACUUAUGUUGUUAUGAAUUUAAUUAAUAUAAUUACUUACAAUGCUACCGUUUUGUAAAUUCAUUGAAGAUAAAAAUAUGUGACACUUAUAAAGUAUAAAAAUGUGCCUAAUUACGUCACAUUUACUAUGUCGAUUUCGGUACCGAAGUGCCUUAUUUAUGGCAUUUUUCAUGUUACUAAUCACUAGUUACAUUUGUAAAACUAAUUUAGCGAGCAAGUUUGUUAUGGACAUUAUUAUACAAAAAAAUGUAUUUGAAACUUGUUUCACAAGACUUGUCUAUAAAUAUCUGUCUUCUACUGAUUCGUAACACAUACCGUUCAGUGUAUUUGUUAUAUGUUUCAUUUAAUAUUGAAUGUUCUCUAAGCAUAUUUUGUAAAAUAAUACAGCUUUAACUGUUUAAUAAAGUAUUUAUUAAAUUUUUUCUAUAUAGUUCACUAUUCUUAAUGUAUUUUUUAUAACA